Molecule: messenger RNA, 3023 nt
Organism: Glycine soja
Lineage: Eukaryota; Viridiplantae; Streptophyta; Magnoliopsida; Fabales; Fabaceae
Product: integrator complex subunit 9
Exons: 15
Coding region: 824-2926 (700 amino acids)
Biological process (GO): snRNA processing
Cellular component (GO): integrator complex
Source: RefSeq, a predicted model, not a curated record
AUAGUGUAUAUGUAAAUUGGUUUCUUUUCGGUCACCGUCACUGAUACUCGGUCACCGGCAUUUGGCUUUAUUCACAGAAACGGCGCAACCGUGUCUUCCUCACCGGUGGCGCCUCGUCUCGAAACGUCGCCUCCCUCUGAGUUAUCUCAGUUCGCACCUCGCAAGCGACGUUCCUGGAGGCUAGGUCUUGUUUCUGGCUGAUUUUAUUCAACCAUUCUUUGAAACCUGUGGUUGUGGAAGUUGUUCCCCCAAAAGCAUGACAAAUCUUCGUUGGGGACCUUGAGCGUACACAAGCUUGACCUUCACAGUGAUUCCAAAAUUUUGUUUCUUUUUCCUGAUGGUAACUCGUCAUUCAUUCUUAUGAGAAUAUUUCAUUCAGCUUACAUUUGAUUUGAUUGGGUGGGAUAACUAUAUUUGUAAUCUUAAACUCAAACUCAACAAGGGUUGGCAUGAUUCACACCAUUUGAAGAAGCACCCUCCAACCACCAAGCUCAGGAAAGGAGUUUUCAAACUGAAUUAUAAGUAGGCCGUGAAAGGGCCAUCACAUUGUAUGGCAUUGCAACUCUCUUUUCAAACUUAAGAUGCUUAAUGCUAUGGGCUUCUUUGUGUUGUGAGUCUGGUGUUUCAUUUGGUUGUGACACUACCCAUUCUUUAUAGGUGCUCAGGUAAAUUUUGGAAUUCAAAAGCAAGAUAUAAGGUUGUUUUGUGAUAAAGUGUUCCCUUCAAACCUAAAGUUAUUGUGUCCUGUUUGUCUCUCUUUCAUCUUCCAUAGCUACUUCUACCUUCUUCUGGAAUCUGCAAAAGGCUUCUCAAGUCAUCCUCUAUGAAGUUUACAUGUUUGAGCAAAGGUGGGGGGUUUCACUUCCCACCAUGUCAUAUGCUAAAUUUUUGUGGGAUUAGGAUCUUAUUAGAUUGCCCACUAGACCUUUCUGCUCUCAUGGCCUUCUCUCCUGUACCAACUGCUCUGGAUUGCUUGCCAGUUGAAGAAAGCUACAACACUGAGGCCAAUGCUUUUUUUGAUUCAAGGUUUGGGUCUGGGAAAAGGCAGAAAAUUGAAAAUCUCCUUGAUGCUAAAAGCUUACUUUUUGCUGAACCUUGGUACAAGACUGUUAAUAACUUGCACCUGUGGAAUGCCUCUUUCAUUGAUGUUGUAUUAAUAUCCAGUCCAAUGGGUAUUAUGGGGUUGCCCUUUCUUACUCGAACGAAGGGUUUCUCAGCUAAGAUAUAUGUAACUGAAGCAUCGGCAAGAAUAGGCCAGCUAAUGAUGGAGGAUCUUGUAUCAAUGCAUGCGGAAUUCAGGCAGUUUUAUGGACCAGGGGAAUCGAAUUUCCCUUCAUGGCUGAGGCAUGAAGAGCUUGAAGUCCUUCCUUCUGAAUUAAGAGAGUUAAUCUUGGGAAAAGAUGGAGUUGAGUUGGGUGGUUGGAUGCCUUUGUACAGUGCAGCUGAUGUGAAGGAUUUCAUGCUAAAGAUUCACACUGUUAAUUAUGCUGAGGAAGUUUGCUUCAAUGGUACAUUGGUUAUAAAGGCAUUCAGCUCUGGUAUAGAAAUAGGCAGUUGUAAUUGGAUCCUAAAUAGUCCAAAGGGAGAUAUUGCUUAUCUUUCAGGAUCCAGCUUCAUUUCUGCACAUGCAAUGCCUUUUGAUUACCACAGUUUACAGGGGACUUGUGUGUUAAUUUAUUCAGACUUCUUAUCCUUGGGUGAUACUCAAGAUGGUGAGAAUGGGGAUAAUUACUCUGUUUCAACUGCUGAUAAGUUACUACCUAUUAGUUCUCAAGAUUUGGCUGGAUUCAACCAUAACUCUGUUGAGUAUUCAGAAGAAAAGGAAAAGCUGGUUUUCAUAUGCUCACAUGCUAUGGAACAUAUCAAACAAGGCGGUUCAGUUCUUAUUCCUUUUGAUCGACUUGGAACUAUUUUGCUUCUUUUGGAGGAAAUGACAGCAUCACUUGAAGCUUCAGAUACAAAGGUUCCGGUUUAUAUAAUUUCUUCAGUGGCUGAAGAGUUACUAGCGUUGCUUAACAUCAUACCUGAGUGGCUUUGCAAACAGCGGCAAGAGAAACUAUUUGAUGGGGAACCAUUGUUUGCACACCUCAAGCUCCUAAAAGAGAGAAAAAUUCAUGUGGUUCCUGCUAUUCAUUCUCAUGAACUCUUAAUUAAUUGGCAGGAACCAUGCAUUGUAUUUUGUCCUCACCGGAAUUUGCGUAUGGGUCCUGUUGUUCAUUUGCUUCGACGAUGGUGUGGUGAUCCAAAAUCUUUACUUAUUCUUGAGGAUGUUUUGAAUCCACUAUCACUUUUACCUUACCAGCCUGUUGCAAUGAAGGUUCUUCAAUGUGUAUUUCCUGUUGGAAUAGGGUUGCAUGAAGUUCAACCUUUACUAAAGACAUUGCAGCCGAAGACUGUUCUGUGUCCGGAGGAGUUGAGACUGCAUAUCAACUUUUCAAGUGAAAAGAAGUCUUUCUCCGUUUUGUAUUAUACUGAAGCUGAAACUUUAAAAGUACCAUACCGAAAGGACAGUUCAGAGUUAAAAAUUGCAACUGAUUUGGCUUCCCACUUUUAUUGGAAAACAUUCAAAAAGGAAGAAAUCAAUAUAGCAAAAUUGAAGGGAGAGCUAUUAAUGGAAAAUGGUAGGCAUCACUUGCUAUUUGAUAAUGAUAACAAAAACUCCUUGAGUAAUAAUAGGUCUUUGGUACAUUGGGGUUUGCCUGAUUCAGAAAAACUUAUGGCCGCAUUAUCAAAGAUGGGCAUCAGUGGAAAUAUACAACAUGGUGUGAGUGAUGCUAAAUCACAAACUGUGUGUAUAGUUCACAUACAGGACCCUUACAAAGCCUCGAUAGAGAUUGGAACCACUAGUACAAUUAUUACUACUGCUGAUGAGAAUGUGGCUGCCUUCAUUUAUAAAAUUGUGGACAACAUUUUGGAUGGAGUUUGAUGUAAAUGUAAUGGAUUUUCUCGUAUUGUUUGUAAAAAUGCUUGUAUUGUAUGAGCAUAUUAUUUAUAGUUUCAGUUGUAAAAUUAAUGUUUGGAAA